GAAGCAGGAAGUGCAGGGGGCGGGGGCAGAGUGACAGCUGAGGGGAGAGAAAGCGCAUAGAGACAGGGAGCCGCCUGGAGAUGAGGAAUGCGGAACAGACACGGCAGGGAGCGGGGAAGGGAUAGUCCUGGGCAACAGGUUCCCAACGACUGAUCCCCUGUGUGACACCCGGCGACCCCAACGCUCGGCGCAUGGGAGGCAGCAGCAGCAAACAGCCCAGCAUGCCGCGGGAGGGGGCUGCAAGUUUCCACAAGCUGGAAGAGGAUAUCACCUGCUCCGUGUGUCUCAGCGAGCUUACCGACCCGGUAUCUAUCACCUGUGGCCACACCUUCUGCAGGAACUGCAUCGUCUCAUACUGGGCCACCCCACAAAUAUGGGGGUACCGCUGCCCCGAGUGUCGGAAGGUUUGUCCCAGAGAUCAGCUGAUUCCCGUCCAUAGACUGAAGAAUCUGGUCACAAACGUCCAGCUGGUGGUGAGAGAAGAGCAGGCCAAGAAGGAGACCCCACCCUGCGCCAUUCCAUUGGUUUAUACAGACAGCCGCGGGCAACUGCAGACAGAUGAAGCUGCUGUACAAAGCUGUUUCCUGAGCAGCGAUGUAUCAAAUUGCCCCGUAGUCUUAAUCUGCAUGAUUGGAGAGAAACGUCGGGGCAAAUCCUUCCUCUUGAACUACAUCCUGAGGGCCCUGUCCUGCCAGGAAAGGGAUGAGCCAAUCAGCCUGGGAGGGGAAGAUGAGCCCCUCAGUGGAUUUGAAUGGAGAGCGGGCACAGAAAGCAUCACCAAGGGGAUCUGGAUCUGGAACAAGCCGUUCGUUCUAGAACGCAACGGAGAAAAGAUGGCCGUGUUUGUGUUGGACACAGAGGGCUCGCUGGAUAUCGAGAGUUCCAGAGACAUAAGCAUUAAGCUUUCUGCCUUAUCCAUGAUCCUCAGCUCCUACCUGAUUUUCAACGUAAACUCAAGCCUGAAAACGACAGAACUGGAUUAUCUGGAGAUGUACCUUUACGUGGCAGAACUAGCUGGGAAAUCCUUUGAUCUGCAGUAUUUACAGCACCUGGAUAUACUGAUCAGGGAUUGGCACGAUUCACUGAAUUGUCAGAGAGGAGACGCCCAAUCAUAUAUUAACCGCGAGACUGAGAAUCUGAGAAAGGCGUCUCGGUAUCCCUUUGUGUUAGACACGCUGAGAAGCCCGUCUGUCGGCUGCUGCCUCUUGCCCCACCCAGGAAAGAGACUGCUGGGAGACAGCCAGGGAAGCCUUUCAGAUAUGGAUGAAGAUUUCAAGAACCACCUUGGAAACUACAUCACCGACCUGGUGCGAGGCAUCUGGCGCCACGUCAAAACCGAUAUCCACGGGGAGAAAGUGACCUGCGCCCAGCUGGAGGGCAAACUAAAGGAAUUCGUGGGCCUUCUGCAGAAGGAGCAGUACAGCUUUGCCUCCCCAUUGGAGAUGUUCUUUACAUUUGAGAACCGGAAGAACAUGAGCAGUGUUAAACGGGAAUUCCUGAACCAUCUGGAUAAUCUGGCCCCGGCCAGUUCUUCUCCUUUCAAGAUUUUAGGGGUGACCCCCAGCAAGAUGAAGGGCAGGACCAGUGAAGCCGCCGCCCAUUUUCUCGCUGUCUAUGAAGAAUCCAUUAAAGGGGAUGACAGCCAAGGCCGCCAGCUGCUCAUGGAGGAAAUGGAAUCCAUUUUGCGUGAAGCGGAGGAUAAAUUCAACGAUGAGUACUCCAAGCGGUUUAAGAAGUGCGCCAUAGGGAUUGGCUGUGCCAUUGGGGGUGGGGUUUUAAGCUUGGCCGGAGGAGUGGUUGGAGCCGCAGUAGCCGGGACGGUACUGGCCGCUGAGGCUGUGGCUCUAGUGGGCAGCACUACGGCGGCGGUGAUUACAGGUGCCGUGGGAGGCACGGUGACAUUGGGAGCCAUUGGCACAGGCGUGGGGGCCGGGGUCGGGGCUGGAGUGGGAGGGGCCAUUGCAAACAGAAAAACGGAGGCGGAGCAGCAAACAACGGAAGAGGGCGGAGACGGGUCAGGAACGGACUCCCAGCAACUGGUGGCGCCUAAAAAGUAACUUCCGUUAAAUAAGAACAGAACUAGGAGCACAAUGAGAACCUGAAGUGGGAGGGGCAAAUAUCCAGUUCUAGGUCUCAAACUUCCUGCUAGAACACUGCCUUCAGCUGCUGUAAGAACAUGGAUCCAUUGUGGCUCCCAGAGGGAAAGUGAGUAAUUGGGGGGUAGGGGGUCCCCCCAUUGCUGCUGGGAUACACCCUGGAUACAUAUACGGGGCUAAACUGAAUCAUCUGGAACAAGCACUUGUCCUCACUUUCCCACACUGACGUAAAUGGGGCAUCGUGAUUACCAGAUGCAUCAAUAAAGACUGUUCCAUGUGCAUUAUCCAAUAGAAAGGCUCCCUGAUUGGCCGCACAAUACAGGCGCCAAGUGACACUGGCUAGCGGAGAUAACUACCCUGUGCAUUCUCCUCUGCUAAUUACAGGUAUAUGGUGGCCAAUGGGCUGCCUUCUAACUACUGAGCCAUCACAUUCUCUGUUUACUGGGGGUCAUGGUUUCUCCACCAAUAGGAUGGGCUUAAACUCCUAGGUGUCUCGCCUAACAUCCUCUAAUGGGGCUGCCAUCGGUAAAUGUAUCUUAAUAGGGAAGUAACUAUACCGUAACCACAGGUGUAACUUAUGGGUAGUUACUAAAGGUGUAACCUACAGGUAUAACUUACAGGUUGUAACUUACAAGUAGUAACUUAGUGACUGCAGGUGUAAUUUACAAGUAGUAACUACAGGUGUAACUUACAGGGAGUAACUACAGGAGUAACUUACAGGUUGUAACUGCAGUUGUAACUUACUAGUAAUAACUUAGUAACUGCAGGUGUAACUUACAGGGAGUAACUUACAGGUAGUAACUGCAGUUGUAACUUACAAGUAGCAACUUAGUAACUGCAGGUGUAAGUUACAAGUAGUAACUACAGGUGUAACUUACAGGUAGUAAUUGCAGGUGUAAGUUACAAGUAGUAACUUACAGGUAGUAACUGCAGGUGUAAGUUACAAGUAGUAACUACAGGUGUAACUUAUAGGUAGUAACUACAGGUGUAACUUAUAGGUAGUAAUUGCAGGUGUAACUUACAGGUAGUAAUUGCAGGUGUAACUUACAGGUAGUAAUUGCAGGUGUAACUUACAGGUAGUAAUUGCAGGUGUAACUUACAAGUAGUAACUACAGGUGUAACUUACAGGUAGUAACUCCAGUUGUAACUUACAAGUAGUAACUUAGUAACUGCAGGUGUAACUUACAGGUAGUAAUUGCAGGUGUAACUUACAAGUAGUAAUUGCAGUUGUAACUUACAAGUAGUAACUUAGUAACUGCAGGUGUAACUUACAGGUAGUAAUUGCAGGUGUAAUUUACAAGUAGUAACUACAGGAGUAACUUACAGGUAGUAAUUGCAGUUGUAACUUACAAGUAGUAACUUAGUAACUGCGGGUGUAACUUACAGGUAGUAAUUGCAGUUGUAACUUACAAGUAGUAACUUAGUAACUGCGGGUGUAACUUACAGGUAGUAAUUGCAGUUGUAACUUACAAGUAGUAACUUAGUAACUGCAGGUGUAACUUACAGGUAGUAAUUGCAGUUGUAACUUACAAGUAGUAACUUAGUAACUGCGGGUGUAACUUACAGGUAGUAAUUGCAGGUGUAACUUACAAGUAGUAACUACAGGAGUAACUUACAGGUAGUAAUUGCAGUUGUAACUUACAAGUAGUAACUUAGUAACUGCAGGUGUAACUUACAGGUAGUAAUUGCAGUUGUAACUUACAAGUAGUAACUUAGUAACUGCGGGUGUAACUUACAGGUAGUAAUUGCAGGUGUAACUUACAAGUAGUAACUACAGGAGUAACUUACAGGUAGUAAUUGCAGGUGUAACUUACAAGUAGUAACUACAGGAGUAACUUACAGGUAGUAAUUGCAGGUGUAACUUACAAGUAGUAACUACAGGAGUAACUUACAGGUAGUAAUUGCAGUUGUAACUUACAAGUAGUAACUUAGUAACUGUGGGUGUAACUUACAAGUAGUAACCACAGUAACCACAGGUAUAAAUUACAGGUAUAGUACCAACAACAUUUCCCAGUUUGCACUUUUGCACAAUAAAUAUUAUAUAUAAGGUUGGUGUGAAAUAUUUUGCUGGGGUUUUGUGGUUCUGUACCAGCCCCAGGCCCCCAAAGCCCUUUAGCAGGGAAGCUCUGUGCCCCCAGUAGCCCCCCAUCUAUUUUCUACUGAUUCCCUGCACAUACUCUGUGCUGCUGGCACUUACCUGAGCUUAGGGGCCCACUCACACUAUACUGUAUGUAUAGAAUAGAAAUGUCACGUUAAAGUCUGAUUAGUAAUUAAUUCAAAUUCCACAAUGCAUGGCAGCAUAGAAACCAGUGCAGUCUGCAGUUUUAUGGUUAGGUUCCCCUUUAGGAAUGGGUAAUAAAAAGCCAAAGAACAGAUCUGAGGAGGAAGAGCGGUGAGGAUAGACAUGGGGAUCAUUAAAGAUGGGUAUUUUUAUGCUGUUCUGCCCCUUCUUGCGGGGGGGAAGGUUUUUUUGAGCAACUUUUUGAAACGGCUCAAUAUCUGUAAGAUGUUCCUAUUUUUGUACCAAUCUCGCCCCAGAGACAUAGGGGCCUAUUUACAGGCCUUGCCUAGAGGGGCAUUUUGUUUACCUGUACAGGGGGUGUAUUUAUCAACAGUUGAACUGGUUUUUCUCUUAGUAAAUCCGCCCCACAGUGUGAGUAGUCGGAGGGGAAGGAGCCCACAGAGGGUUGCACUGUACUAACACUGCUUUGUAUUUAUAUAUAGUGUGACUGCGGGCAACUGGGCUCUGCUCUUAUUGGUUAUUCAUGGGCGGGAGUCUGGGCACUGAUUGGCUCAUACAGCAUCCCGCCGUGUGAAUAGGGUGGUAUAAAGCCCAGUAUACACGCUGUGUGGGAGGGUUAUACAUAGGGGCAGCCUCUCUGUAACCCUGUCAGUGCUGGGAUUGGUUUUUAAUUUUCUUUUUUUACCUCAUAAGUUCUGAUAAAAUAUAUUUAAUAAAAGUUGUUUGUUUGG
Messenger RNA from Xenopus tropicalis (tropical clawed frog), 5069 nucleotides. RefSeq names its product ring finger protein 112, gene 1 (gene rnf112.1). The transcript is spliced from 14 exons. Gene Ontology annotation, molecular function: GTPase activity; GTP binding. NCBI's taxonomy places the organism in Eukaryota, Metazoa, Chordata, Amphibia, Anura, Pipidae. Bases 192 to 2057 code for a protein of 621 amino acids. The record is from RefSeq and is a predicted model, not a curated record.